Angiostrongylus costaricensis is the source of this 363-nucleotide messenger RNA. The record is from the annotation of a GenBank genome assembly. NCBI's taxonomy places the organism in Eukaryota, Metazoa, Nematoda, Chromadorea, Rhabditida, Metastrongylidae.
AUGAUGUCGGAUGGUGUUGUGCGCGUUCAGAGUCGGCAGUUUCUACAACCACCGCCGUCAAUCACCAUCACCACCGUUGCCACUGCCGCCAGCGUCGUUCAGUCAUCCACGUCCGGCAUGGGCCGUGGCUCCUUAGGGCGCCGACGUGCGUCGGCGUUUGUGCGUCGCGUAUCGAUGGCGAUUCCGACACUCACCGCCGAUCCGGUACCGUUCUCAGCGGUAAGUAACUCUGUUACGGUCAUGAAGUCUGCAUUGAUAUUGGUUGGUCCACGACAUAAACGAAUAAGGUUUUCAUCGUUAUUUUUGAAACUAUUCCAUAUCACUGGAUUAACAUAUUCAGUAUGGUUGCUCAGUAUGGUAUAA